GCGCGUCGCGAAUGGCUACAAUGGGCCCUGGGGGCGCGGCCUCUGUUGGGUCGCGGUGCUCAGCCGCAGUGGAGCUAACGCUGCUCGGCACCAGAGAGGCUUUGAGGCUUUUUAAAUUGUUACACAGAACUCGACAAGAAGUUUUUAAGAAUGAUACAAGAGCUCUUGAAGCUGCAAGACAAAAGAUAAACGAAGAAUUCAGAAAUAACCAAAGUGAAACAUCUGAAGAGAAAAUAAAUGAGCUCCUGAAAAUAGCUUCAGAUGUUGAAGUGAUUCUCAGAACUUCUGUUAUUCAGGCAGUUCACACAGAUUCCAACAAAAUAUUGCUCUUACCCAGGAAGGAUCUGCUACAAGACAAUAUUCCUUACUUUGAUAAACCAACGAAAAAGCAUGAAUCCUGAGAAGAGUGUGCCCUUCUUCACAGUAUGUUAAAAGCUGGUAAUGGAAACUCUGAAAAACAGUAGUGUGUGCCUGUCUUGUUUUCCAAAUUUUAAUUUAAUGCCAAGAAAAUGUGGACUGAAACCAGUUUUGUUUGUUAUGAUAUCACCAUGGACUUCUUUUGAGGAAGAUGGUACUGUAUCCACAGAAACUUGAGAUACAUGAUUUCCUUGAAAAGUGUGUAAAUAUAUGUACUGCUGCACUUCAGAGAGCAGCAUCAGAUACAGAUUGUUUCCUAGCAGUCUAGAAUUUUGACAAACUAAAUGCAAGUGAAUUGCAGCUCUUAAUUCUGAUAAUGUGACAUUACAUACUGCUUUGAAAUAACUGAAAACCAUGUUGUAAAACUUAUCAUUAAAUUUAUGCUUCACAUCAAAAAGCUUGAAUUCUUAAGUUAUUAACUUUACGCUAAAAUACUGUAGUGUUUGAGAAAGUUCUUAAGGCUUGUCUGAAUAAAUUAUUCAGGUGUUACAGAAAGGCAAGAGUGUGCGGUGUUUGUCUUCUCUCUCACACCUUUGAAUGGAGCAGGAUUGGCAGGGUUUGAGUUCAUGAAUGACAGUGAAACAAGACAACUGAAGGAUAUUGUUUAAGAUCACAGGGCUUAUGAUUUUGUUUUUUAAUCUUGUAACUAUGUUGAGGUGUUCUCCAAAGAAAAGAGACUUAUUUCUUUGUUGCAGUGGUUCUGAUUUCCUGAGGCUGAGUUUAUGGUGAGUUUUACUAAGUCAUUAUCACUUCCUCCUUCAUUUUUUUUAGGGAAACUCAUUGGCUUCUCACUGAAUUUGUCGUACCAUUUUGUUCACUUCCAUUUUAAUUGGAGCCUAACUACAGUGAUAAGUACACAGAAUCUUCUGAUAAAUCAGUACCAGCCAUCAUGCUAGGAUCAAAGCACGUAAUACCAUGGAAGAAGGAUUCACUUUCAGGUCCAAAUUACUUUAUUUUUAUUAAGCACUAAAAAUAUUUGUGACUCGUGUGUUAUCUGACAUUAGCUGUGACUGUAUAAAGCAAAAAAACAGUGCUUGAAUCCAGUCUUCUUCUCACUGGUUGAGACAACAGGCAGAUUUUAAAACCGUUGCCUCCAGCUGCCAUGAGCAGGGUAGCCAGCAAUAAAUAGUUUGUCCGUGUAGCAGAAACGUUAAGUCAUGGCUUGAAACAGUGACUGAGCACCUGGGAGGAAGCCAGGACCAGCCCAGGCGAGCUCAUAUCUAUGCAAUGCAGGAUUCACUCUUUCAUAGACCUCAUUUAAGGGUUGGCAGUGGAGGCAAGGGUAUUUCUCUGGAGAUCCCUUCAUACCUGAAGCUUUCUGAAGGUAAGCAGCUUCUUUCCCUCUUUUCUGUGCCCAUUAGUGUUACAUUUGAGUGAAUCCUUGAUGACCAUAGCCUGGUACCUUUCUGCUCUGCUGUCAUUGUUGCGCUUUCCAUCAUGUUACAUUCAGUAACUCUAUUUCUGUUUCACUGAUAUUUCCUGCCAACACAGCUAGAAGUUAGGAAGCAAGUGAUCUGAGGCAGAAGGAAAUGCUUGCAAUUCUUGCUGUUUUGUUGUGGUCUGUAUGCUCUAGUACAAAACAAAUAUCUUGGUCUGGAGCAGAUGUGGUUCUAAGCCUUUUGUGUCAUUCACUUCCCAGAGAAGUGUGUUAUGCUUCUGGUUUUUCGUUCAUUCGCACCUUGCCUUUUUUUGUUAAAGAGCUUAAGAGAGGGGUAGGCCAGGGUGAGAACAGGAGGUAGUUGUAUCUAUAAAAAGAAAACAAUAAAACAUAAUAUGGCCUUAUGCAAAGUGACAAAUUUUUAGCAGAAAUUGCUUAAUAGUGGACUAGCAAGAAAGACAAAUUGCACAACCUUUUAAGUUGUAGGUCAUCUGGAAUUAGGAGUCAAUUCAUUUCCUGUAUAGUCAUGGCUUCUGGCUGUAGGAAUAGUGUAUUAAUGAUAUUUAAAUCCAUUUCAUAAAAUUGUAGGUUUGGGAGGUCUUUACUCUUUCAGUGAUUAUGUAAAAUUAUGUUACCCAUUACUGUGCAUAAUAUAUACUGAAAAAAUGAUACUUAACAGAAGGUGGCACUGUUUUGGCACAAUCUUUGAAGAAACUGCAAGUGGAUAAACUAUUUGCAUGUGACCAUAUUUAGUGUUGUUGUGCUGCUUUGUGUUUAUUAGCGUUUUGUCUUAUGUAUGAAUAGAAGUGCAAACUUACAGAUUCAAACUUGGAAUUUGACAGCCAGCUGUGUUUCAUUUUGCAUACAUCUUGAAUACUCAAUAAAAAUAUAGUUAGUUACUGGAAUAACACAUAGAAUGCUGAAAAUAAAGGAUAGGUUCAGAAGAGAUGAUAAAAUUCAAUGGCUCCUGCAUACUCCUGUACAGUAUGCCUAUGGUUCUGCACACUAAUAUUCCGUGUUUCUGCUGCCUUUGUGCAUUCCUGGGCAGCAGAGAUGAAGAGUUUCAAGUGCUAAGAUGAGAAAAAUCAAAUUGUUAGACAAAACGCUAUUAAAGUAAAAGAGGACUAUUGUUCUUGUUUCACUGCUUUCAAAUAGGAAUCUGGUGAAUAUCCAGAUAUGGGAUAAAGAAUUGAGCCUGAAAGUACUCCAAAGUUACAUUCACUAUUUGGCACAGCAGUUAUUUUCUUUCAGCUAACUUAUCCAUCAGCCUGAAAUGACUCUCAUAAACCUGCUUAGUGAGCAGCUGUUUCCUCUUCCUGAUUCCUUGCUUACCUGUUGAUUCAUGUUCCAGUACCCAGUCCUCUCCUCCAGCUUCCAUUACCAUUUGCUUUCACUGUAAGUAUGAUUCUGCUUUUGAUACUUUUUACUGGCUUUGUGCUUUUGUGUAUUUUUGUUUUUCUUAAGAAUUAAAUGUGAACCAAAAUUUGGCUUAAAACAUUACAGGGGCAUUCAGUUGUUGGUUUGGAGGAUUAAUUGUACUCAGGAAAAACUGUAAUUUGAUAGGCUCCUGAUAACGUGAUUCGAUCAUGCUGUGUCAGAUAUAUCUUCAUUAGCAGCAUAGACAAUGGCAUCAAGUGCACCCUCUGCAAGUCUGUGAAUGACACCAAGCUGAGCAGUGCAGUUGUUAUGUGGGAGGGAAGGGAAGCCAUCCAGAGGGACCUGGACAGGCUGGAGAAGUGGGCUGUGAAAACCUAAUGAGGUUCAAUAAGGCCAAGUGCAAGGUGCUGCACUUGGUCAGGGCAAUCCCAGGUAUUUAUACAGACUGAGGGAAGAUCUUCUUGAGAACAGCUCUGCAGAGAAGAACUUGGGGGUCCUGGUGGACAAGAAGCUGGACAUGAGCCAGCAGUGUGUGCUUGCAGCCAGGGGCCAACUGUGUUCUGGGCUGCAUUAAAAAAGGGGUGGCCAGCAGUUGACUCUUUCAGUACUUGAAGAGAGCAUAUAAACAGGAGGGGGAAUGGCUGUUUACAAAGAUGGAUGGUGAUUGGACAGGGGGGAAUGGUUUUAUACUAAGAUGGGAGGUUUAGGUUAGAUAUUAAGAGGAAGUUUUUCACUCAGAAGGUGGUGUGAUAGUGAAACAGGUUGCCCAAGGAGGUUGUGGCUGCCCCAUUCCUGGAGGCAUUCAAGGCCAGGCUGGAUGUGGCUCUGGGCAGCCUGGUCUGGUGGUUGGCGACCCUGCACGUAGCAAGGGGGUUGAAACUAGAUGAUCGUUGUGGUCCUUUUCAACCCAGGCCAUUCUAUGAUAUUGGAAAUGCAAAACUUCAGAGCACGUGUAUGUGCCUUUUAUGCUGGGAUAUGCACUUAUCACCCUCAAAAUAUAAAGCUUAAUGGUAGUAUUUUUUAAGCCAAAUAGAAAGAGAUCUUUUUUAAAAAAAUCCAUGGGCACUUAUUGCAGUCUGGGAAUUCUGUUGAAGAGGGCUAAUAGCUUGUUCUGAUGUCUUACAGUUCAGCUGGGAUAGCAACCAGGUUGGCAUGGUUUAACCAAUUGGGUUUGGUUAAACCAUGUUUACGUUUGUUAUCUGUCCCUGCUGACAGCUGGUAGGAGAAUAUCAGUGGUGCUACAUAGUAGUACGUGGCUUGCAUAGUUUGAAGGCUAGUUUCAGAUCUACAUAAAGUAUCCACAUGCUUAGUUAGAAUUUAGUAGAAGAACUGUCACUUCAGUGGUUGCAUUUAAGAAAAUUCUUAGCGUAUCAGCUUUUGACAUCAUCUACCGGAGAGACAUCUGUUAGAGACUUAAGCCCUGGCAUUCUUCUUGAAGUCUUUAUGUGCACUACAGCUUUAAGGAAAUCAUUAAAAUACAGUAAAGUUGUAUUUCCUAUUUAAAUAUUAAGAUAUUUUAUUGUUCCAGCCACCUUUCCCUUCUUUUUUAAUAGUUUUAAAAGACGAGGUUUCUUAACUUCUUUCUGCAAGCAGUAGCUCAGGAUAGGUACCAAACAUAGUCUUUUUGCUGAAAACUUGAGUUAAUAAAACACAGUGACAUUUCGUCUGUGAAUUGCAUGGUAGGAUUUGGGCUCAAGUCUUUACAGCCUUCAAGUGAAGGUGGCUGUGCAAAUUUAGCAGCACCAAAUUAAGCCCAUUUUCUGUUCCUAUGCACCUUGGAAAAGGAAGUGUUUAGCUGCUAUUUUUACAAGGUCUGCUGUUGUAUGAUACAGGUUGAUUCCACAAAGAGUUGAUCUAGAAGUAUUGUGAAGAAUAUAAUCCUGAAAAAUGGCUUGUACUUUCCCUGAUGUGAUGAGUUCUUGAGCAUUUUUUCCAGGUUAUAUAGGAUCAAUAAACCUGUGACAUCUUCAGUGACUAAAUCUAGCAUUGGUAUUUUUUAGAUGUCAGUGAUAGUUGAAGGUGCUGGGCUAGACAGAAUGCUGCAUGGCAUCACCUAUGCUAUUGGUAUUGUACUGAACCUGUAAAUAAAGUAAUUGAGCUUCUGGCAGUUCUGAGUACUGGCAGUUCUUUACACUCCCUUUACAAAAGAGGAAAAAAAAACAUUGCCAAUAAAAAACAAGAAGUUAAGGCUGACCAACUUACCAGAAGAAUUGAGUCCCUGUACUUCCCUACCCCAGAUAACUUUUUCCAACCUGCUUGCAGCAAUGUAUCCUGAAACCCUGCAGUUCAGUGGGCAAUCAAACUUAGGCUGUCAACUUUGCUGGAAAUUGCACAAAGCACAAGUUACAAAGUGAAUUUGGUACUAAGGCUGGUGUUUUACAGCAGCAGUGUUCUGAUAUUUUGAUAACUGUAGUAAAAAAUCAGUGAUAUUUGAAGGUACCUAUACGUUACUACUAUAGGGUAAUAUAAAUCUGUGAAGUGGGCAUCCAGAUCUUUUGAAUUCUGUUGGAAGACUGCUAUAGAAGCUUUUAUGGAAGUUUUUUCAUGGUGGUUUUUUUAUUCUUUUGACUGUUUUCUUCAGGAUAAGUAAAUAGGGGGGAGGAAAAGGAAGGAAGGACAGAUCUUCAUACUUUUAUAAAUCAGUUUAAUUUUUUUUAACCAAAUAUUUCCGUUUAGUAGGCAUUUGGGUAAUCUGGUUUGUGUCAUACAACAGCAUGUAUUUUCCACUUUCCACUUUCAUUUUUCUCACAGUACAAAUAACAGCUUUCCAUUUAACCUACCCAGAAGACUAUAGUUUGAGCCGGGAUUAGUCAAGAUUAAAUAAACAGCCUGUGAAACUAAUGUUUGUAGGAUCUGGAAGGGAAGAUGGCGUUCUCUACAUUGAGCCAUUAAAAUGGGAACAGUUCUACUGUUGCAUCUGCUACUAUAGUAGUUGCAGCCCAUUUCUUGAAGUCUGCCCUUUUAUGCAAAGGUUGAUUCAGAUGAACUAAGGCUGUGGAAAAAGCAAGUGAUUUUAAGAAGGUAUGUGUUUCCUUUUUGCAGUUAACUGUCUCUAUGUCACAACACAAAGAGCACAUCUUUCAGGAAUUAACAUCCAUUCCUUUGGAUGUACUUUCAAAUUUCAUAAGCUUUCUGCCACGGUCUGUACAUUAUAUUAUAGAGGAACAUCAGGCGAAGGAAUUUCCUACAUUAAAGCAUGGUACUGAGAAGGGGCAAAGAAGAAAUUUUUUGGGAAAGGAAAUUGCCUGCAAUGUGAAAAAACCUGUCUGAUUUUUUUUUUCCUGGUCAGUGUCAUUUAAUUAGGUGUGUAGCUUUCUCAGUAAAUAAUCUCUGAACAUGGAUCUUAGUGGUGGAAAUAAAAGCAGACAAAUGGUCUCUGCAAACCCUGCUGAGCUGCACAUUACAGGGUGGGGGAAGGGCUGGCUCCUGUCAAAGCAGUAAACGAAAUACAAAUUGAAUGAGCAUGUGAACGAGAAUGAGAAAAUUAAAAUUCAUUGAAGGAUGAGCAAAUUGAGUGAAAGAAUACUAAGAACAGUUUUUGCACUACUGAAACAAAGAUGUUGAUAUACUAAGUGGUUCUUAAAGCAAUUUUGCACAAUAAAUUGUACUAUUUUUAUUUUUUAAUUCUAGUCUGCAAUGCAGGCUGAAGGUGAAUGGAAGAUGUUAAACCUGGGCUGCAGAGAUUGAGCAAGUGGAAAGAGAAAUAGUAAAGGCAAAUAAUUUGUUUAAUUUGCACUUAACUAUGUUUUGAUGCAGUCAUAGUUGAGGUUUUGAUUGACCAGAAGGUAACUUCUUUGAAUGGAAAGACUGAGUGUCAAUCAUCUGUUUUGCAUCAAUUUUUCUGUAUAGUUUUGUCAGGGUCUUGGCUUUAUCCUGUGUUCAGUGGAACUUGGAGAAAUAGCUGCUGUGAUGUUAGAAAUUUCUGUCUGUAUUUGUAUUCCUUAUAGAGAAUAAAGAAAAGAAAUGUUUCCUACAAGGGAAUUGUAAAAAUACUAAAUAGAAUGAGGAGGAUCAUACAAGAAUUUUCCGCUUACAAUGUAAAUCUGAAAACAUUGUGUGAUAAACUUACUACUUCUCACAAUUCCAUCAAAAGAUGGAAUUAAAUAGAUCUGAAAUGUGCAAGGUAGGAGAAAUUGAAACAUGACAUCUUAAUCUGACAAUACCUUCUUAAAAAGGGAAUAAAGACUGUAGGAGUUGAGGUUCAUUUUGGAUUGUCUCAUAUAUGCUUAUAGAAAUCAUGCAGAAAGGCUUCAGGCAGGCAGAGUUGUAUCAGGUGUGCUCCUCGCUGCUGUUUUGCUUUAGCUACUGCAUAAAAAGACACAUUGUGACUCUAAGGACAAAAGACCUGGAAUAGAGUUGUAAGGGGUGCAUGAUCUGGCUUUCUCAGAGUGGAAGCCUACAUUAUGAUGCACCAGUUACAUCAAAUGAUGAAUCAGAAGUGACAGCAUGCAGUUCAGCAUCAUUCCCAACCCUCUGAAAUUGGAGUUUGCAGUUCUGCUUUAAAGUGAAUUAGCAUUCUUUUUUUUUUUUCCCCCACCAUUUUUAACCAUAUUUCAGUGAAUGGUGAAAUAAGUAUCAAAGGUGGAGAAAUAGAAAAAUAAAAUAUUCCAAGUGGGAAGGGACCCAUGAGAAUCAUUAAGUCCAACUCCUGGCUUUAUGCAGGACCACCCAAAAUUUAACCCAGUGUCCGAGAGCAUUGUCUAAAUACUCACUCCUUGAACUCUGGUAGGUUCAGAGUGUGGGCACUCUGUGCUCACUGCCCUCUAGUGCAGAACCUGUCCUUAACCCCCAGCUACCCCUCCCCUGACAGCCAUUCAUGCCAUUCCCCUGAGCUCUGUCACUGUCACAGAGAGCAGAGCUCAGCGCUGCCCCUCUUCUCCUUGUGAGGAGCUGCAGCUGCCAAGAGGCUUCCCCUCAGCUCCUCUGCUCUGGGCUGAACACAUCCAGAGAUCUCAGUUACUCCUCAAACAUCUUGCCCUUCAUACCCUUCAUUGUGCAUCAUACAGCCCGCCUCUUGAUGCUGCUUUAAUAGUUUUGCAUCCUUACAUUGUGGCACUCAAACCUGUACCCAGAGCUCAACGUGAGGCUACACAGAGCAGAGUGGGACAACUUGCUCAGCUGAUAGUUCAGAGCCUGAUGACCCCAGAAUACAGCUGGCCCUUUUGGCUGCAUGGGAGCACUGCUGGUUCAUACUUAGCACAGCACCAACAAAAACCCUCAGAUGCCUCUCUGCAAGGCUGCCUUCCGGCCAUUUGUCCCCCAUCCUAUACAUCCAUCCAGGAUUACACCUUCUGGAUACAGAAUCUGGCUGGUAUGUGUAUUCCAUCUUUAUUUUGGGGCAGUAGAUCCCAAAUUUGAAUGGAAUAAGGGCUGUGAAAAA
Molecule: messenger RNA, 8552 nt
Organism: Lagopus muta (rock ptarmigan)
Lineage: Eukaryota; Metazoa; Chordata; Aves; Galliformes; Phasianidae
Gene: LYRM7
Product: LYR motif containing 7
Exons: 5
Coding region: 12-401 (129 amino acids)
Biological process (GO): mitochondrial respiratory chain complex III assembly
Source: RefSeq, a predicted model, not a curated record